Messenger RNA from Gamsiella multidivaricata, 1396 nucleotides. RefSeq lists its product as uncharacterized. The record is from RefSeq and is a predicted model, not a curated record. Lineage: Eukaryota; Fungi; Mortierellomycota; Mortierellomycetes; Mortierellales; Mortierellaceae. The transcript is spliced from 2 exons. Gene Ontology annotation, molecular function: protein binding. The coding region runs from base 1 to 1152 and encodes 383 amino acids.
AUGACCUCAACCAUGGCGCACGAUAUCCGCAUUCUCCACUUUCGCAUCCCAUACCAAGCAACGCUUGAACUGCAGACGCAAGACCAGACUGGAACGAUCGCCAAGACUGGGAUCCACGACUGGAUGUGCCAACUGUCGAUCCUCGAGGACAAAUCCACGAUCCGAGGUGCCCUAGGACCCUUGCCAUCCACAGUGGCCAACCGCGUUGACUUCCUUCUCUGCUGCAGUUUUCAAAUCAUCCCAUCGCUUGAUCAAGACCCCGAAGGCACGGAAGUAUUGCUGAGUAAGAAGAUCAAAAGCGAUGAUCUCUUCAAGCGUGGUAUCGAGUUUUACCUAGAUCGCGAAGACAUUUGGAUCGACGGUCACUACGAGUUCCGCAUCAUCCUAUCCUCUUACCCACUCAAACUCCUCGGUCCACCAGACGGCUCGCAUUGGACCCACACCCUAACACUCUCAGAAUGUGAUCCCGUCGCACGGAACAUCGACCCCCUCGUCGAGAUGAUGACCCAAUUCGAACACCACAUCCCGACCUCCGAUGUCGAGUUCCGGUUCCUCUCCAAGGCCGGCAUGGUCCUCGACCGCCUCCGAGCUCAUCACGCCGUUCUAUCCAUAUUCCCAGUCUUCUCUCAAAUGAUGGCCCAAGCCCAGAGCAACCCUUAUCAACGUGCCCUUACUACCGUCCUCAGAGCAACCAUCGAUCUGCGCCCAGCUUUCGAACGAAUGCUUGGCUUUAUCUAUUCCGGUCGUCUGCCACAAGAGGGCUUUGUCCCCCGAAGCGAGCAAUGGCGCGCCUCAUUCCUGCUCUCAAGAGAAUACGGGCUCGAUAAAUGUGCGAGUUCGAUUGUGUGGAUGGAGUGGCAUCUGUGUGAGUUGGAGCAGGUCGUGACGGACGAGAAUGUGUUGGAGAUAUACUUUGGAUGGGGGCGAGAGUUUGCGAGCGUGGCUCAGAUGUGUGUGAGGCAUGUGGCAGAGAGGUCCCAGGUGCCGUUUCGGGGGGUGGAUUUGGGAAGUUAUGUGAUGGAGGUCUUGAAAGGGCGAUUCCAGGGACAGAGGGGGUGCUUUGAGUUCCAGGAGGCCUUGGUCGCAAUGCUGAUGAAGAUGUAUGCGGAUCAACAACAUCAGCAGAGGACAAAGACCCAAGGUCGCCAUUAGGGCGGUCAAGCAGACAGGAAUAUCAACUAGCACCAUUGCUGAGAGCAUUACCAUCGCAUUGUCUAUCGUUGCACAUUUGUUUCACGCUCAAUUUACAGACCGCAUGCACUGAGAGGAUCGUAGGAUUGUUAUGAUGCAGGCACCGAUAAGAUAUGAAAGAUCUACCAAUCAUUUUGUCCCAAAGGGUUUAUCUCGUCAAUUAAAGUUUUCGAGAUGAAAACAUCUCAGGCCAGGAACAACUGAG